Messenger RNA from Corythoichthys intestinalis (scribbled pipefish), 5286 nucleotides. RefSeq names its product tubulin alpha chain-like. Gene Ontology annotation, molecular function: structural constituent of cytoskeleton; GTP binding. Gene Ontology annotation, biological process: mitotic cell cycle; microtubule cytoskeleton organization. NCBI's taxonomy places the organism in Eukaryota, Metazoa, Chordata, Actinopteri, Syngnathiformes, Syngnathidae. The transcript has 3 exons. The record is from RefSeq and is a predicted model, not a curated record. Gene Ontology annotation, cellular component: microtubule; cytoplasm. The coding region runs from base 1821 to 3116 and encodes 431 amino acids.
CUGUAUAUAGAUAUAACUAGAUGCAAAAUGACAGCCGCCAUCUUAAAGCAGUAGGCUUUUUAGGACGGCUCUGUUGUAGAGAAGAACCUCGCGAACCUAAGUAACUUUUUAUCUAAAAUACUUCUAAAUCGGCAAAAUCUUGACUUGAAUCUUUCUUUAAAUGAAGAAACAGUUUUAUAAACUUUCAUAUGUCGAAAGUAGAGAGAAGGGAACUAAUGCAAUAAUGGGAGCAAUUUUAACAACUUUUAACAGUUGAUUCAGGGUAAAGGGUAAAUUAGGGUAAAGAAUUGGGCUCGGGCCAAUUGUACCAAAAACCUCCACAAAAAACUUCACAUAGUGUGGCCAAUGUUUUUUUUUUUUUUUUUUUUUUUUUUUUUUGAGGGGAAAAAAAAAAAAAGUAAUUAUCACCAAUUACUUUGCCAAGUAACUGAUUACUCUUACAUUCAGGUAAUUGAGUUAGUAACGCAAUUACUUUUUGGGAGAAGUAAUUUGUAACUAUAAUUAAUUACUUUUUUUCAGUAAGAUUAACAACACUGGUCAUGACAAUAAAUCUUGUGCUAAAUGGAAUAUGAAAUAUUAAAAAUGACUUUAUUCAGUACGACAGGGCAAAAUUACUGCAAUAUGAUCAAAGCUGGCAACUUCUUCCUAUCCCGAAUGGUAUUUUUUUGCCACUGGAGUUAGUCCGACUUUUGUCAUUUCCCUGCCCCGGCUUCGGAGACAGAGGAAAGAGCAUCUUUUUGCUGUGUCCAUGGCAGCGCUCGUCGACGGGAAUGAUUGCCAAAAACAGCCCAUUCUCGGUGGACAAACCGGCCGACAUCGGAGCGGGGUGCUGCUCGUGGCCAAGCCGAUGAAAGCGCAUUCUCGGCGAGUACGCGACUAGGACCGAGUGGACUGGAUCGGCCAGCCAAACAGGCUGACGUCGGAGCCGGGUGCUGCUCGUUGCCAAGCCAAGAAAAGCGCAUUCUCGCCGGGCACGCCUUUAUCGGCCAGCGACCAUGGUAUGGGACAAACCGCUGGUCGUUGGCCGUGUUGCCUUCUCGGAGGACAGGGAGUAUUUUCAGUUCACCCACAACAUGCAAGCCACCUCCUCAUUAAAACGUGUGCCAUGAUCCCAGUAUUUGACCUAAAACAUGUAGCUUACUCAGCUCAACAUGGUCGCACUGUUGUCGGACUUGUUUUGGCCAUUAUCAGUGGUGAACGGGAACUUUUUGAAGCCCAAUCCUGGUGCAGCAACAAAAGCCUGCAGCACACUGUGCUGGCGUGAUGUGAAAAAUAAACAAUCCGCAAAAUCAGCUGAAUUCGCAGUCAUUCUGCAUACUGUAGUAUUGGCUGUAUAUUGAAGAUGUUCAUCCUGCUGACGUCACAUUCGCAUUAUUCGUAAAUCUAGUAAAUCAUCUAUUUUCAUGACCCGGGAUUAAAAAAAAUUUGAAUUAAUAUAUCGAUCGCCUACACACGCAUCCCAGUGGUCCAUUUCAUUCAGGACCAUAAAAUAUCGCGUGAAAUAUGAACUAAACAUGCUUUUUGCCGUCAUAUGCACUUUUAAAGAAUGUCUUCAUUAAUACACCGUUAAUUUGUGCUUGAAUUCCAUUCACAUUUUUAUUUAGAUUUACAUUUACAGUUUAAACACAAAACCCCCCCCCAAGUGACUGCUUGUUUCAUAAAACUUGCAAGUCUAGUUACCGCUAUAUAGAUGUUUCCGUGUUUCACGUUCUCCUGGCACUAUACUUAAAUCCAUAUUUGUAAUAUUGUGAUAUUUACUAUAUGCCUGUUUCAUCUAGCGUGAAUGUAUCUCUUUGCACAUCGGCCAAGCUGGAGUACAGAUGGGCAAUGCAUGCUGGGAGCUUUACUGCCUGGAACAUGGCAUCGAGCCAGAUGGACAAAUGCCUACUAGAGGAGAUGACCUGUGCAAUACUUUCUUUCGUGAGACUAGAACUGGCAAGCAUGUUCCUAGGGUUCUCUUUGUUGACCUGGAGCCCACUGUCAUUGAUGAGGUUCGUACAGGUACCUAUCGUCAGCUGUUCUAUCCAGAGCAGAUGAUUACAGGCAAGGAGGAUGCUGCCAAUAACUACGCCCGUGGUCACUAUACCAUUGGCAAGGAGAUUAUUGAUCUGGUUCUAGAUGGAACUCGCAAAUUGGCUGACCAAUGUACUGACCUUCAAGGAUUUCUCAUCUUCCACUCCUUUGGUGGUGGUACCGGCUCUGGUUUCACAUCCCUCCUCAUGGAGCGACUUUCUGUUGAUUAUGGAAAGAAAUCAAAACUUCAGUUUGCUGUCUAUCCAUCCCCUCAGGUGUCCACAGCUGUGGUAGAGCCUUAUAACUCCAUUUUGACAACUCACACCACUCUUGAGCACUUUGACUGCACUUUCAUGGUGGACAACGAAGCAAUCUAUGACAUCUGCCGCAGGAACCUCGACAUUGAAAGGCCAACCUACACUAACUUAAACAGACUCAUUGGCCAGAUCGUGUCUUCCAUAACAGUCUCACUUCGCUUUAAUGGAGCCCUGAAUGUUGACAUAACUGAGUUCCAGACCAAUUUGGUGCCCUAUCCUCGUAUCCAUUUUCCUCUGGCCACAUACGCCCCAGUCAUCUCUGCAGAGAAAGCCUACCAUGAACAGCUGUCUGUGGCCGACAUCACCAAUGCCUGCUUCGAGCCAGACAACCAGAUGGUCAAAUGCGAUCCUCGUUAUGGAAAAUAUAUGGCUUGUUGUGUGCUGUUGUUUGUUGGUGAUGUGGUUCCUAAAGAUGUCAACUCUGCCAUUGCUGCUCUGAAGUCCAAACGCACCAUACAGUUUGUUGAUUGGUGCCCUACUGGUUUCAAAGUAGGCAUCAGCUUGCGACCUCCAACAGUGGUUCCUGGAGGAGAUCUGGCUAAGGUGCAGAGGGCUGUAUGUAUGUUAAGCAACACCACAGCCUUUGGUGAGGCAUGGGCCCGUUUGGACCGUAAAUUUGAUCUGAUGUACGCUAAGAAAGCCUUUGUGCACUGGUAUGUGGAAGAGGGAAUGGAGGAAGGAGAAUUCUCAGAGGCCAGAGAGGAUAUGGCAGCCUUGGAGAAGGAUUACGAAGAGGUUGGUACUGACAGCAUUAGGGAUGAGGAUGAAUCGGGAGAGGAGUACUGAGGAGGCUGAUCACCCAGGCCUAAGUAAGUUAUCAGUAACGUGACAUGUUCUACCUGUGGUAGUAAUUGUUUGGCGUUAAUGAACACGUCCAAACUGCAUUUUUAGUGGCAGUUGGGAAACUUAAAAUAAUCAGAUCUUUUCUGUUCUAUCCAGGGAUAAGGGAUUAUUUAUUCAUUUAUUCAUUCAUUUUCCAUGCCGCUUUUCCUCACGAGGGUCGCGGAGGUGCUGGAGCCUAUCCUAGCUAACCAAGGCCAGUAGGUAGGGUGCACCCUGAACUGGUAGCCAGCCAAUCGCAGGGCACAAGGAGACAUAAAACCAUUCACGGACAUAGUCAUACCUACGGACAAUUUUUUAGAGUGUUCAAUCAGCCUACCACACUUGUUUUUGGGAGAAAAACUCACACAGGCUCAGGGGGAACAUGCAAACUCCACACAGGAAGGCUGAAGCCUGGGAUUUGAACCCUUGAUCUCAGAACUGUGAGGCUGACGUGCUAACCACUCAGCCAGCGUGCUUUAUUUAUUUCUUUGUCAUUUUGUCUAUUACUCAACAACAAUUAUCUGUUGCAUGUUCAUGUUCCCCUGCAAACCAAUAGUUGUAUGUUAUAUAAGGUUCUAUACUGUAAUGCAUUCAUUACAAAUUUCCCAAAGCCACUUUUACAUAAACUCUUGAUGGUUUACUCUUGCUUAUUUCAACGAGUCGCGUUUCUUUACAGGAUUAUAAUUUAUGAAUAUUGAAAUAAAAUGAAACCUGUUUGACAUAGAGUAUCCGGUGUAUCCCUCCCUUGAUUUGUGUAAUUUCUUCAGUUUUAGUUGUAUAAAUCAUGUUCCUCUCUAAAAUAGUAUUUAUUGAUUUUAUGUAAAAUAGGAUUUUUAAGACUAGCAGAAGAGCGCCACCUGCUGAAAGUAUACAGAAACGACAACCCAGUCCUGGAGCACGUGCUGUGCUUUAACAUUUUCCAGAAUUUAUCCACAUAUCACUGGAUUUGAGACAAAAUUUAGGAUGAAAACUAGUGUUCAUGCCAUUGACUUAUUCUAUCAUUUGGGAUACACACUACCGUUCAAAAGUUUGGGGGCCUCAAACUUUUGAACUAUAGUGCAUCAUGGGAUAGUGCGCACAGGCCCGCGCAAGUGGAUAGUGAGGGGAAUAGGAAAGUGCACCUACACCGGUUCAAAAGUUUGGGGUCAAAGCGACCCCGAAAUUUUGAACGGUAGUGUAUAUAGAUAUAUGGCGGAAAACACUCAGGUGACUUGAAGUUCCAUUCUGAGACCCCCAAUUUGGCCAAAUUUCAAAAUUGUCCUCUAUGCAUGUGCGAUACAUCAUUGGAAAGCUUAAAAUCUCAAUUUUCUGGCAGAAGAACUGGAGGGCAUUAAAAAAAAAAAAAAAAAAAAAAAACCCGCAAAACCCUAGUGAGAGCACACAAGAGCAUGAUUAAAGACACCGUGAUUUUAACGAGAUAUUGUCGCGUACUCACCUCUUUUCGAUCCAAAAACUCCAUGUAGCCUGUAUCACCGAGUUUCAAGACACAGCUGUGAAUGGCCUCAUCCGGAUUUUGGGGGGAUUUUGUGAGUGAGAUAUGGUAAUAUAACAAGUUUCGCAUGAGGAAAUCGCAGACAUCAAGGAGUGGUCGAGAUUUUCAUAUAUUAUUAUUAGGGCUGUCAAAAUUAUCGCGUUAACGGGCGUUAAUUAAUUUUUUAAAUUAAUCACGUUAAAAUAUUUGACGCAAUUAACGCAGAUGUCCCGCUCAGACAGAUUUAAAUGACAGUACACUGAAACGCUCACUUGUUGUUAUGGAGUUUUGCCGCCCUCUGCUGGCGCUUGGGUGAAUGACCAUCUCGCAUAUUGCCUCAAACAGAUUACAUCAUAUGAGGCCGUUUAUGGACAUUAAGAGUGAAGAGAAUGCCACUGGCCGCUUAGGGGCAGCGCCGUUCCAUACUCAUGUUAAUUCUUCUAAACGUGGGAAAAUUAGUAGUUGUGAGACGUUUAUGCUGUAUUCACAAUGCAAUGCAAAUUGCUAUUUGUACUCCACACAUAUUUCGGUAAGUUUUCUUUCUUUUAGUGGCAAUUAUGUGUCUCUUGUUGUAUUUUGGGUAAGAUAUGUACAAAUAUAUGUUAUACCGUAGAGGCGAGUGGACACAGGCAUUCUUUGGACCGCGCCGUUUAUUGGCAACUC